GGACAACCGACGAUAAUUAUGCACGGGGUGAAGCGCGUCCGACAUUCCCCAGAGGCGCUUGCAGCCAAGAAGGCUAAGGAACAGGACAAGAUCAAGGAUUAUCUAGCUCUCACGGAUGAAAUACUAGGGAAGAGAGAUGCAGGCGAUUUAUCUCGAGAAGCUUUCGAUCUCACCACUCGUAUCCUUCAAAUGAACCCCGAGUUCUACACAGUAUGGAACUACCGCAGAAACAUCCUUCUCGGCAAUAUAUUUCCGUCGAGCACGCCAGUACAGACCAACGAUCUUCUGACGGAAGAACUGUCCAUGACCACAGUAGCCCUCAAGCUACACCCGAAAGUCUAUUGGAUCUGGAAUCACCGCCGAUGGUGUCUGCUCAAUGUACCCGACGGACCGAAUGAUCAUGUGAAUGGUUGGAGGCAGGAGAAUUGGGAUAAGGAAAUGUUCGUGGUGAACAAGAUGCUUGAUGUAGAUCCACGGAACUUCCAUGCAUGGAGUUACAGACGCCACAUCCUUGCCAACAUGCCCGUGGCUCGGCCCGAUGCGGAGGAGCUAGCCUACACCACACACAAGAUCGAGUCUAAUUUCUCCAACUUCAGCGCUUGGCAUCACCGGACCAAGCUACUGACGUCUUUAUGGGCUAGCGGUGAACUAAAUCGUGUCGAAACGAAGGAAGAAGAAUAUGAAUUGGUACACAAUGCCAUGUACACGGAUCCCAGUGACCAGAGUGUCUGGAUCUACCACCGCUGGCUAGUAGGCACAGACGAGGACGUGCCUGUGCUCGAAAGGGAAAUGUCGAUCAUCCAGGAACUACUCGAUGAGCAACCCGAUAGCAAAUGGUGCAUGGAGUCCUUGGUCCAUUAUAAGCGCAUGCUUCUGCUGCGGGAUGCUUCGCGCGAUGUUGAAGCUACGAAGGAUGAAUGUCGUCAUCUACUACAGGAACUCAAGACGUUGGAUCCUGCUCGCCGCAAAAGAUAUGAGGAGAUGGAACAACAGCUCUGAUAGAUCGCGAUCUGCCCCAAGAACCGGGAAAGUGGCAAUGGGAACGUCAAAUAUAUCCUAUUUCCAGCAUACAACAUCUAUCAUACAUCUUCAAAAGUCGUGGACGGACGCUGUUGAGCGAAGGCUGUUUAGCACUUGCACUCGCCAGGCUUGCACUGGCACCUGUGGGAUGGAUCAGUGACAUGCGGAAGGAGAUCGCAACCACUGACGAGGCACCGCAAGUGCAACUGCUCUGUCCGCAGUGCUGCGAGACGGGGGUCUGGAUGGACUGAGUGAAUGCAUCAGUAUCGGGCGGCAUUGUGACUGGAGUCAGCACAUACAGCGAUCAUGUUGGUUGGAGUGGUUGAGUGGUUGGGAGCUUAGUUGGUUAUGGGUUCUGGAGAGAAGGGCUAAUGAGCCUCUGCUUUUUAUAUCAUGUCUCCCGGUAUUUACCGCUGUUACUACAUGAUCUGCUGACACAGCUGUUCAAGAAACCGCGCCUCCACAAAAUCGCUCAGUAACGUGACCCCGUUGUAGUAACGUGACUGAUGGCAGUGCCGCUCAUGAUCACAAGUUGAUUUGGGCGCCAACUACAUAUUUCUGUACCAGACUAAGUUCAAAGUUCCGCGGGCCGUCCAAGCCUGAAGGAGGAUUAAGCUGCAGAUCGAAUCGUCAUCCAUUGACAAAUCGGGGCCGCACAAUGACCUCAAUGCGAGCUAAUUGCCCCAAGUUGCAGUCGAACGAGAGGCUUAAAGUAGUAAGAUGUGAACAGAGAGUGCGU
Molecule: messenger RNA, 1759 nt
Organism: Mycena citricolor
Lineage: Eukaryota; Fungi; Basidiomycota; Agaricomycetes; Agaricales; Mycenaceae
Source: the annotation of a GenBank genome assembly